Anoplopoma fimbria (sablefish) is the source of this 1751-nucleotide messenger RNA. It is a transcript of the gene cops4, whose product is annotated as COP9 constitutive photomorphogenic homolog subunit 4 (Arabidopsis). Gene Ontology annotation, cellular component: COP9 signalosome; cytosol. The record is from RefSeq and is a predicted model, not a curated record. The transcript has 10 exons. Lineage: Eukaryota; Metazoa; Chordata; Actinopteri; Perciformes; Anoplopomatidae. The coding region runs from base 39 to 1259 and encodes 406 amino acids.
AAGAGGAAGAGGAAGCCGGAGUUGUUGACACUUCGACGAUGGCGACCGACGUGAGGCAGGAGCUAGCACAGCUAAUGAAUUCAACUGGAUCUCACAAAGACCUUGCUGCCAAAUAUCGACAAAUUUUGGAGAAGGCCAUUCAGUUUACAGAUGCAGAGCAGCUGGAAUCCUUGAAGGCCUUUGUCGAAGCAAUGGUCAACGAAAAUGUCAGUCUUGUCAUCUCGAGACAGCUGCUCACUGAUUUCUGCACGCAUCUGCCCAACCUGCCUGACGCCACAGCUAAAGCCGUGUAUCACUUCACCUUGGAAAAGAUUCAGCCCAGGGUCAUCUCCUUUGAGGAACAGGUAGCCUCAAUCAGACAGCACUUAGCAACCAUUUAUGAAAAGGAGGGAGACUGGAGGAAUGCUGCCCAGGUUUUAGUUGGUAUCCCCCUGGAAACAGGACAGAAGCAAUACAACGUUGACUAUAAGUUGGAUACAUACCUGAAAAUCGCUCGUCUAUACUUGGAGGAUGAUGAUCCAGUGCAGGCGGAGGCAUACAUCAACAGAGCUUCAUUACUUCAGAAUGAAUCUUCUAAUGAACAGCUGCAGAUACACUAUAAGGUGUGCUAUGCCAGAGUCCUGGACUUCAGGAGGAAGUUCAUUGAAGCUGCACAAAGAUACAACGAGUUGUCUUAUAAAUCGAUCGUCCAUGAGACUGAACGCCUGGAGGCACUGAAACAUGCCCUAAACUGCACCAUACUGGCGUCUGCAGGCCAGCAGCGUUCCCGUAUGUUGGCCACUCUGUUUAAGGAUGAGCGCUGUCAGCAGCUGGCUGCCUAUGGCAUCCUGGAGAAGAUGUACCUGGACAGAAUUAUCAGAGGAAACCAGCUGCAGGAGUUUGCUGCCAUGCUGAUGCCUCACCAGAAAGCCACGACAGCAGAUGGCUCCAGCAUCCUUGACAGAGCCGUGAUCGAACACAACCUCCUGUCCGCUAGCAAACUCUACAACAACAUCACGUUUGAAGAACUAGGAGCCCUGUUAGAAAUCCCCCCAGCAAAGGCCGAGAAAAUAGCUUCCCAGAUGAUCACUGAAGGACGCAUGAAUGGAUUCAUCGACCAGAUAGACAGCAUCGUACACUUUGAGACACGUGAAGCCCUUCCUACUUGGGACAAACAGAUCCAGUCUCUGUGUUUCCAGGUCAACAACCUCCUAGAAAAGAUCCGCGCAGCUGCUCCGGAGUGGGCUGCUCAGGCUAUGGAGACCCAGAUGACCCAGUAAACACCACCCAAAACAAACCAAAAAAAACUACACUGUUCCCUCUUUAGUCUGGUUUAAAGUGUUGUCUUCCUGGUCAAAAACGUCACCAGUUGAGUCCCAGUAAUGGAAGAAGAAGCCUCUGGUAUCCACAUCAGUUGUUUGAAUUUUCAUAAAACACUUUGUACUUUUGUCCACAAGGAAAAUAGUUCAAUGUUUCUCAAUAUUUCAGAUCUGUGUCUGGCAUAGACGUAUCGACGGGAGGAUCAAAAUGUAACGUUUAGGUGACUUCACAUUAUUAUUUACUUGGCCUGUUAAAAGUUUGGAUGUUAUUAUUCAGAUAGACGACAUGUAAUACGGUCAAAAAGAAGCUUUUGCGCUUCGACACAUUCACCUGUUUUUUUAAACGUGACAUAAUGACAUAACAAAAUCUGUCAAAUGUUUCUUCGCCCAUCUUAUGAAAUGUUGAAUUAAAUUCAAAGCGGAGAGAAAUCGUUCAGCGUCAUGUUUUCAAGU